CGUUAAAGUUACUAGUUAAGUUACGCUUAACUAAUUGACGCUAUCCUGUUUAUGGGACAGUGUGACUCCCAUCAUACCGGGCUACUGGUCGUACCUGACAGGGAUUAUUACCACCGGCCCCCCACCAUAAAUGCUCCUCGUUACUUCUUUAACUUUCUAAACUUACAACUUCUUAACACCGACCACGAAUUCUGAAUACCGUCAUCAUCACUUAGUCAUAAAAAUGGAUGUGCCCCUAGAGCUUACGUCGAAGGCGCAGCUCAGUGAAUUGCUGGCGGACUCGCGUAUUGUGGUGGCAGAUUUCUACGCAACAUGGUGUGCACCAUGCAACCAGAUGGCGCCUUUCUACGCAAAGUUCUCUCAAAAAAACUCGCGUCCUCAAGUUGCCACAUUUGUGAAGGUAAACGUCGAGAGUGACGCAGGUAAACUCGUCGCGAGCGAAUAUGCCGUCACAGCUCUUCCUACCCUCAUCGUCUUCGAAAACGGCUCUGUUGUUGAAAAAAUUAAGGGGGGCGAUCUACAGCGGCUGAAAGUGGUCUUUCAGAAGUUAACCGAUGGUAUCCAGAAUGCGAAUUCUUCGGCAGGAGGUAGCAAUUCUGGCGGCAUCUCCUGGAAGGGAGCCGAUCUCCCUCGAGGCUACGUUGAUGUGUCGGACUCCAUCGACUUACGCGGACUGGAACUCUUGAAUGCCGACGAAUCUCACUUUCCCGUUCGAAACCUCUUCGAAAAGAACAGGCCUUCAGCGUUAUCAAAGGAGACAGUUACAAGUGAUAAAAAGGACUGGGUGGAGAGUGAUACUGAUGAGCAACUGCUACUCUUCACGCCUUUCAACUCAGCGAUCAAGCUCCACACUAUACAGAUCACUUCUCUGCCUCCCAAAGACGAUGAAGAUGACGAUGAAGUACCGAUGAGACCAAAGACACUUAAAAUCUUCACGAACCGACCGCAUAACCUAGGUUUUGACGAGGCUGAGGACAUUGACUCGACCCAGACGAUCGAGAUCGGCGAGAACGACUGGAACGACAAAGGUACCGCAAGCUUAGGUCUGCGAUUUGUCCGAUUCCAGAAUGUCACAAGCCUUGUCAUUUUUGUUGUAGAUGGCGACGGUGACGGCGAAAAGGUUCGAAUAGACCGAAUAAGAUUUAUUGGCGAGCCUGGCGAGAGAAGAGAAAUGGGUAAGCUUGAGAAGGUUGACGACGACGCUGAUUGAGCAUAACUUUGUUGGGAAGAGAAAAUCGGAUGCAUACAGGCAAGCGUCAUUCACGGUUAUGAUCGCGGACGAGGACAACGAAUGGAAUGCGGUUAUAGAAUGGGGAUGCCCUGGGAUCGCAUCUAUGUUCUAUAUAGAUGAUAUCAAUUGAUGGUCGCAAUGAUUUAAGUAGUGAGCAUGAUUCUAUUGUCAACAAUUACAAUAAUUGCAGACUAUACAGACAGCUGUCAGGUAGGCAAUGCGUAGCAUGCAUGC
This is a messenger RNA of Annulohypoxylon maeteangense, 1465 nucleotides long. RefSeq names its product DUF1000-domain-containing protein. Bases 224 to 1210 code for a protein of 328 amino acids. Lineage: Eukaryota; Fungi; Ascomycota; Sordariomycetes; Xylariales; Hypoxylaceae. The transcript is spliced from 3 exons. The record is from RefSeq and is a predicted model, not a curated record.